This is a messenger RNA of Papaver somniferum (opium poppy), 1873 nucleotides long. Its product is annotated as tyrosine/DOPA decarboxylase 2. Gene Ontology annotation, molecular function: carboxy-lyase activity; pyridoxal phosphate binding. Gene Ontology annotation, biological process: amino acid metabolic process. Bases 144 to 1739 code for a protein of 531 amino acids. The transcript has a single exon. NCBI's taxonomy places the organism in Eukaryota, Viridiplantae, Streptophyta, Magnoliopsida, Ranunculales, Papaveraceae. The record is from RefSeq and is a predicted model, not a curated record.
UAAAAACAAGUAUCAGUACUUGCUCCAAGGCUGUGCUUGUUCUCAUUCUUCUUCCUCUUAGGCAUCCAACAAAACCCAUUCGUUCUCUUGCAAACCAAUAACCUUCUUUCACCUGAAAACCACCUCUCUUUUUCUAUCUCGAAAUGGGUAGUCUUAACACUGAAGAUGUUCUUGAAAACAGUUCAGCUUUCGGUGUAACAAAUCCAUUAGACCCAGAAGAAUUCAGGAGACAAGGUCAUAUGAUAAUCGACUUCUUAGCUGAUUAUUAUAGAGAUGUCGAAAAGUAUCCAGUUCGAAGUCAAGUAGAACCUGGUUAUCUACGUAAACGAUUACCUGAAACAGCUCCCUACAAUCCAGAAUCAAUCGAAACAAUUCUUCAAGAUGUGACAACUGAGAUUAUCCCAGGAUUAACACAUUGGCAAAGUCCUAAUUACUAUGCUUAUUUUCCUUCGAGUGGUUCCGUUGCUGGAUUCCUCGGUGAAAUGCUUAGUACUGGUUUUAAUGUUGUUGGUUUUAACUGGAUGUCUUCACCUGCUGCUACAGAACUCGAAAGUGUUGUUAUGGAUUGGUUCGGGAAAAUGCUUAACCUUCCAGAAUCAUUCUUGUUCUCUGGUAGUGGUGGUGGAGUUUUGCAGGGAACUAGUUGUGAAGCAAUCUUAUGUACAUUAACAGCUGCAAGGGACAGAAAGUUAAACAAAAUUGGUCGUGAACAUAUCGGAAGGUUAGUUGUUUAUGGAUCUGAUCAAACGCACUGUGCACUACAAAAAGCUGCUCAGGUCGCAGGAAUUAACCCAAAGAACUUCCGUGCUAUUAAAACGUUUAAAGAAAACUCAUUCGGAUUAUCAGCUGCUACCCUAAGAGAAGUAAUUCUUGAAGACAUUGAAGCCGGGUUGAUCCCUCUUUUUGUAUGUCCCACGGUUGGAACUACAUCAUCUACUGCAGUGGAUCCUAUCAGUCCUAUCUGUGAAGUGGCAAAGGAAUACGAAAUGUGGGUUCACGUAGACGCAGCUUACGCUGGAAGUGCAUGUAUCUGCCCUGAGUUUAGACACUUCAUCGAUGGAGUUGAGGAAGCUGAUUCAUUCAGUCUCAAUGCACAUAAAUGGUUUUUCACAACUUUGGAUUGUUGCUGCCUCUGGGUUAAAGAUCCAAGUGCCCUUGUUAAAGCUCUUUCCACAAAUCCUGAAUACUUGAGAAACAAAGCUACGGAGUCAAGACAAGUUGUUGACUACAAAGACUGGCAAAUCGCACUCAGUCGCCGAUUCCGAUCCUUGAAACUUUGGAUGGUCUUACGUAGCUAUGGUGUAACUAAUUUGAGAAAUUUCUUAAGGAGUCAUGUUAAAAUGGCUAAGACAUUCGAGGGUCUUAUUUGUAUGGAUGGGAGAUUCGAAAUUACUGUGCCUAGGACUUUUGCCAUGGUUUGCUUUCGACUUUUACCGCCAAAAACCAUAAAGGUAUACGACAAUGGGGUUCACCAGAAUGGAAACGGGGUCGUUCCACUACGUGAUGAAAAUGAAAAUUUAGUGCUUGCUAAUAAGCUUAAUCAGGUUUAUUUGGAGACAGUCAAUGCAACGGGAAGUGUUUACAUGACUCAUGCCGUUGUUGGCGGUGUCUACAUGAUUCGGUUUGCAGUUGGUUCAACCCUAACAGAGGAACGCCAUGUUAUUUAUGCAUGGAAGAUUUUGCAAGAGCAUGCAGAUCUGAUUCUUGGUAAGUUCAGUGAAGCAGAUUUUUCAAGUUAGUAAUAUUCACAUAUUUUGUGAUAUCAGAUCAGAUGCAUUUGAUGAUGAAUGGUGGGCAGUUGAGAUUUAAUAAAAUCAUUCCGGGUCAUCCAUAAUGCUGGAAUAAAGAUGAAAAAACAAAAAACAGAAUAAAA